Mytilus trossulus (common blue mussel) is the source of this 648-nucleotide messenger RNA. RefSeq lists its product as uncharacterized. The record is from RefSeq and is a predicted model, not a curated record. NCBI's taxonomy places the organism in Eukaryota, Metazoa, Mollusca, Bivalvia, Mytilida, Mytilidae. Bases 1 to 648 code for a protein of 215 amino acids. The transcript has a single exon.
AUGUAUAGUGUAGUAUGUUAUAAGCCUGGUAUAUUUGAUGAGUCAAUGUCUAGUGUAGUAUGUUAUAAGCCUGGUAUAUUUGAUGAAUCAAUGUCUAGUGUAGUAUGUUAUAAGCCUGGUAUAUUUGGUGAAUCACUGUCUUGUGUAGUAUGUUAUAAUCCUGGUAUCUUUGGUGACUCACUAUCUAGUGCAGUAUGUUAUGAGACUGGUAUAUUUGAUGAAUCAAUGUCUAGUGCAGUAUGUUAUAAGCCUGGUAUCUUUGAUGAGUCAAUGUCUUGUGUAGUAUGUUAUAAGCCUGGUAUCUUUGAUGAGUCAAUGUCUAGUGUAGUAUGUUAUAAGGCUGGUAUCUUUGGUGAAUCAAUGUCUAGUGUAGUAUGUUAUAAGCAUGGUAUAUUUGAUGAGUCAAUGUCUAGUGUAGUAUGUUAUAAGCCUGGUAUAUUUGAUGAAUCAAUGUCUAGUGUAGUAUGUUAUAAGCCUGGUAUAUUUGAUGAAUCAAUGUCUUGUGUAGUAUGUUAUAAUCCUGGUAUCUUUGGUGAAUCACUGUCUAGUACAGUAUGUUAUGAGACUGGUAUAUUUGAUGAAUCAAUGUCUAGUGCAGUAUGUUAUAAGCCUGGUAUCUUUAUUGAAUCAAUGUCUAGUGCAGUAUGA